ACUUAAUUGAGAUUCUAAGUGUGCCAGGACAGCCCCGGCCACGGCUCGGCUGCCAAGGAAAUCCCUGUUGGCCUCCUCAUGGCAGACUUGGCCAGCCUUCCCCAGUGACAGCCUGGCUCUUUGGAUUCACGCUGCCUGGUCAGCCUGCGAGGGUCGUCUGGACAAAGAGGGAAACAAGAGUGCCAGGUUCCAGAGUGCUUUCCAAGUUCCACAUUCUGCGUGCAGACUCCCGGCGCCGGAGCAGAGGCUGGCCCUUGGCAAGGGACUGCUGAGGGAGUGGAACUCUGAAGACACUCCUGAAACUCUGCCCUAAAUCAAAGGAACCAGAGAGUCCACCAGCGCUCCCUCCACCUCCCUUCCUGAGAGCAGCCAUGGCACUGAGUGACGUCGAUGUACAGAAGCAGAUCAAGCACAUGAUGGCUUUCAUUGAGCAGGAAGCCAAUGAAAAAGCAGAGGAAAUAGACGCCAAGGCUGAGGAAGAAUUUAACAUUGAAAAAGGACGCCUCGUGCAAACCCAACGACUGAAGAUCAUGGAGUACUAUGAGAAGAAGGAGAAGCAGAUAGAGCAGCAGAAGAAAAUCCAGAUGUCCACCAUGAGGAAUCAGGCAAGGUUGCAAGUCCUGAGAGCCCGAGAUGACCUCAUCUCAGAAUUGCUCCAAGAUGCAAAGCUGAAACUUAGCAAUAUUGUGGAGGACCCAGACAUCUACCAGGAGCUGCUGGAUAAACUCGUGCUCCAGGCUCUGUUCCGACUGCUGGAGCCUGUGAUGAUCGUGCGCUGCAGACCACAGGACCUCCUCCUGGUAGAGGCUGCAGUGCAAAAAGCCAUCCCUGAAUACAUGAUGUUCUCCCAAAAAGAUGUGGAGGUCCAGAUUGAUCAAGAAACAUUCCUGGCUGUGAACGCAGCUGGAGGCGUGGAGGUUUACAGCGGCAAUCAGAGAAUAAAGGUUUCCAAUACCUUGGAAAGUCGACUGGAUCUCUCAGCCCAGCAAAAGAUGCCAGAAAUACGAAUGGCCUUGUUUGGAGCUAAUGCCAACAGAAAGUUUUUUAUAUAAGCCUCCAGGAAGUGAAGCUCGUGUUGAACUGAUAAGCCAUAGAAGUCAAAGUUAUUUGGGUAAAGGAAACUAUUAAUGUUUCCUCCUCUUUGCUGCUCUGAUAUUGUUCUAUGUCUUUCAUUAAAUACUCUUUGAAUAGCUGAAUGCAUUAUAAAGUGUUAACUUUGGCAUAAAGCCCAAAUUAGUGCUCAGAAA
Molecule: messenger RNA, 1247 nt
Organism: Microcebus murinus (gray mouse lemur)
Lineage: Eukaryota; Metazoa; Chordata; Mammalia; Primates; Cheirogaleidae
Gene: ATP6V1E2
Product: ATPase H+ transporting V1 subunit E2
Biological process (GO): proton transmembrane transport
Cellular component (GO): proton-transporting two-sector ATPase complex, catalytic domain
Molecular function (GO): proton-transporting ATPase activity, rotational mechanism
Source: RefSeq, a predicted model, not a curated record